AUGGUUCUGCCCAAGGCCUCGUCCGAAGUCAAAGGUGGUGGGCACCCAAAGCUCCUCCAGAUGAAAGUCGACCGCAGCCUUUGGCCAACACAGGCACUAUCAAUCCGCUCACUUGCUACGACACCUUGGCCAAGGAAAAGAUUCCUUGCAUCAACUUCGCCAAAGUCACCUGCAAGCCCUGGCAAGCUUCAGAAUGCAGUUGCGACGAAAAGAAUCCAAUUUGCGUCACGGAUGUGGCCCAGCGAUCAUCAGCUGCAUCCCCCGCAAAUGGACGUUCCGCCAUCGAAACGCAGUAUGCAUGCUGCCCAAAGCCGGCGCUGGACGAGGCUGCCUGAAACCUCAAAUGCUGCGGAGAGAAAAGGAUACCCAGACCUACCUGCACGCUUGGCAAGCACGUUUGGCAAGCGCCCUUGGCUGAUUUCGAGGGGCAUGGGAUUAGUUCUCCGUGCAAUCUGGAGGCAGCAUCUCAGGAAGCUGGGAAGCUCACCUCCGCGGUGGCCGCAGGAAAGCAGGCGCUGGAAGCGUUUGCGCUGGCAGACUGGCAGCAAGGGGCACAGCGGAUGCGGAUCCUGUCGAGGCAGACGCCAAAGCGCGAGAGCAGCUGCAGGAGGAAACAGCAGCAGCUAA
This is a messenger RNA of Symbiodinium pilosum, 627 nucleotides long. The record is from the annotation of a GenBank genome assembly. NCBI's taxonomy places the organism in Eukaryota, Dinophyceae, Suessiales, Symbiodiniaceae.